This is a messenger RNA of Fonsecaea multimorphosa CBS 102226, 1002 nucleotides long. RefSeq lists its product as uncharacterized. The coding region runs from base 1 to 1002 and encodes 333 amino acids. Gene Ontology annotation, molecular function: alcohol dehydrogenase (NADP+) activity; zinc ion binding. Lineage: Eukaryota; Fungi; Ascomycota; Eurotiomycetes; Chaetothyriales; Herpotrichiellaceae. The record is from RefSeq and is a predicted model, not a curated record. Gene Ontology annotation, biological process: alcohol metabolic process. The transcript has 4 exons.
AUGGGUAUCGACUUCACAGUCUUCAAGGGGUCCGACUCCGGUGAGAUCGUGCAAGCCAAGGGUCAUCGUGAGGUCGGCCAGACACAAGCUCUAGUUGCGCUGUCGCACUGUGGAGUUUGCGGCACAGACACUCAUUAUCGCCAUGCCGACCAAGGAUUGGGUCAUGAAGGAGUCGGUGUUAUCAAGGAGGUUGGAAGUAUGGUUGAGAAGCUCUCAGACUUGAGGGUCGGUGACCGUGUUGGAAUGGGAUGGAUGCAAAGGACAUGCGGCUAUUGUAAAUAUUGCUUAACUGGUAGGCAGUUCAAGUGCCUGAACAACGAACAGUUUGGGACAGCCAAUUUGGACCAAGGUUGCUUUGGUACAGGCGUUGCUUGGGACGUCAGCACGCUCUUCAAGAUCCCAGACGAAAUCUCUUCCGAGUCCGCUGGGCCAUUGAUGUGUGGUGGUGCCACUGUCUGGGGCCCGCUAUACGAGCAGGGCUUCAAAGCAGGUGAUCGUAUCGGGAUCGUAGGAAUCGGUGGGCUCGGACACCUGGCCAUUCAAUUUGUAUCGAAAAUGGGAAUGGAGGCUGUUGUCUUCUCGGGAACCGAGUCCAAGAAGGAAGAAGCGUUCCAAUUUGGAGCCAAAGAAUUCUACGCCACCAAGGGUGUCACAAAGUUCGAAGGUAUCGAGCCCGUCGACGGCUUGUUGAUCACGACUUCGGUGCUACCUGAUCUCUCACUAUAUCUACCUGUAUUGGCGCCAUAUGCGAAAAUCUUCCCACUCACCAUCAGCAUGGACAGCUUGCCAGUUCCGGCUAUGCCACUCGUAAUAUACGGCUACUCGAUAAUUGGUUCCGGCGGAGCUCAACCCCAGUCCAUUCAGGCAAUGUUGAGAUUCGCAGCACAACAUUCCAUCAAACCUGUCACCGAGAAGUUCCCAAUGACACAGAAGGGCGUCACGGAUGCAAUGAAGAAGCUGGACGAGGGAAGCGUAAGAUACCGUGGAGUCCUUGUUGUAUAA